AUGGAUAUCAAACCCAUUCCCGCCUUCUACUGCUGUUACCUCCUUCGCUCCACCGUGCGACACUCAAGCCUUUACAUCGGUUCCUCACCGGACCCGGCACGUCGCCUCGCUCAGCACAACGGUCGAGUUCAAGGCGGCGCCGUGCGCACGUCUCGCGCCAGCCUUCGUCCCUGGGAAAUGGCCUGUAUCGUCGCCGGGUUUCCCUCCAACAUUGCGGCAUUGCAAUUUGAAUGGGCUUGGCAUAAUGCACACUUGACCCGCCACAUAUCCCCGGAGCAGCGCCUGUCGUUUGCCACCACCCGAACAAAGACUUCUAAGACGGGGAAAGUCACCAAGAGACCCGGGCGACCCAGAACUUCCCUGAUUGAUAAGUUAUCAAAUCUCCAUCUGUUGCUGCGGGCGCCAUACUUUUCCAAAUGGCCGCUUGAGGUCCGCUUCUUUAGUGAAGACGUGUAUCGUUCGUGGUCAACCUGGUGCGGACGUGUCGACACCCAAAUCAGACCGGAACUCAGAGUGCACUUCGAUCCAGCAGAGCCCAGGCCUCAGCCGUCAGAAGACUUGGAAUUCACUUCGGCUCAGCCUCAGCCCAAUCAGAGGAAGAGAAAAGCCGAUUUGAUCGGGAAAGGUGGUGUGGAAGGCGUCGAUCCAACAUACGCCCGACUCAAAGGUGUCUUUGAAAAGAGCCAAUUUCUGCUCGAUGAAGAUGAUGACCACAAGUGUUCGGUAUGCACCGGGCUGAUCGACCUCCGUAAUAGCAUCUUCGUCGUUUGUCACACGCCCGACUGUCAGGCCAUAUCCCAUAUUAGAUGUCUAUCCGAUGACUCUCUAAAGAAGAAUCAGUCAGCUUCGUCAAUCGUUCCAGAAAGUGCAACGUGUCCAAGCUGUCGAAAGAACCAUGCUUGGCUGGAGUUGAUGCAACAGGUCACCCUUCGAAACAGAGGUGGAAAGGAGGUCAAAAAGCUCAUGGGCAAGAAAGCCAAGAGCACGACGACAGCAGUAGCAGAGGUGAUGGAAACUGAAAGCGAAGAGGAAGAGGAAGAUGGCGCCUGGGAAAGUGAAGAAGAAGCACUUACCGCGAAACGAGUAGUUGAUGAAGAGGCUGAGUUGAGCUCUGACGACGGUGAUGAGGAUGAAGACAGGAUGUCCCUUGCGUCCGCAGACUCCUUCACAAGUAUCGCAUCGAGUACAGUACGGUUUAAGCCUCCCGCUCGCUUGGAAGUACCUAGGAAUCUCCCAAUAGUCAUAGAAGAUAGCGAAGAUGAAGGAUGA
Fonsecaea erecta is the source of this 1269-nucleotide messenger RNA. RefSeq lists its product as hypothetical. Lineage: Eukaryota; Fungi; Ascomycota; Eurotiomycetes; Chaetothyriales; Herpotrichiellaceae. The transcript has a single exon. Bases 1 to 1269 code for a protein of 422 amino acids. Gene Ontology annotation, biological process: double-strand break repair via homologous recombination. Gene Ontology annotation, cellular component: Slx1-Slx4 complex. The record is from RefSeq and is a predicted model, not a curated record. Gene Ontology annotation, molecular function: 5'-flap endonuclease activity; crossover junction DNA endonuclease activity.